Messenger RNA from Juglans regia (Persian walnut), 3479 nucleotides. Its product is annotated as N-terminal acetyltransferase A complex auxiliary subunit NAA15-like. NCBI's taxonomy places the organism in Eukaryota, Viridiplantae, Streptophyta, Magnoliopsida, Fagales, Juglandaceae. The transcript has 26 exons. Gene Ontology annotation, biological process: N-terminal peptidyl-methionine acetylation. Gene Ontology annotation, molecular function: protein binding; protein-N-terminal amino-acid acetyltransferase activity. The record is from RefSeq and is a predicted model, not a curated record. Bases 184 to 2895 code for a protein of 903 amino acids. Gene Ontology annotation, cellular component: cytoplasm.
ACACGAGAAGUAAAUAAUCCCCAGGUCCCAACCUCGGACGCUUUGCAAAUCGUUUGCCGUAGGGUUGAAGCAGCAGCAGAUACACGCCACCUCUCUCUCUCUCUCAUCGCAGCUCUUGAUACAAAAGAGACAAACCCCAACUCCGCGAGACUUCUCUGUCUCUGUCUCUCUCGCCGUGAAACAAUGGGUGCCUCUCUGCCUCCCAAAGAGGCUAACCUCUUCAAGCUCAUUGUUAAAUCGUAUGAAACUAAACAGUAUAAGAAGGGGCUGAAGGCAGCAGAUUCCAUAUUGAAAAAGUUUCCAGACCAUGGAGAAACUUUAGCAAUGAAAGGUCUAACAUUAAAUUGCAUGGACCGUAAAUCUGAAGCAUAUGAGCUAGUUCGGCAAGGACUGAAGAAUGACCUCAAAAGUCAUGUUUGUUGGCAUGUUUAUGGCCUCCUUUAUCGGUCAGACAGAGAAUACAGGGAGGCAAUUAAAUGCUACCGAAAUGCCCUGAGGAUUGAUCCUGAUAACAUUGAGAUACUAAGGGACCUGUCACUCUUACAGGCACAAAUGCGGGAUUUGACUGGUUUUGUUGAGACAAGACAACAGCUUCUGUCUCUUAAACCAAACCAUCGCAUGAAUUGGAUUGGCUUUGCUGUUGCCCAUCAUUUAAACUCAAACGCAUCAAAAGCAGUUGAAAUUCUGGAAGCAUAUGAAGGGACACUAGAAGAUGAUCAUCCUCCAGAUAAUGAACGUUGGGAGCAUGGGGAAAUGCUCUUGUACAAGAUUUCUUUGUUAGAGGAAUGUGGAUUUCUUGAGAGAGCUCUUGCGGAAUUGCACAAGAAAGAGCCAAAAAUUGUUGACAAAUUGGAUUGUAAAGAGCAAGAGGUUUCUCUUCUUUUGAAGCUUGGUCGCCUAGAAGAAGGGGAAAAAUUGCUCCGAGCAUUACUUUUCAUGAAUCCUGACAAUUACAGAUAUUAUGAAGGCCUGCAAAAGUGUGUUGGGCUAUAUUCAGAAAAUUUGCAUUUUUCUCCUGAUGAAAUUGAUCGGUUAUAUGCCUUGUACAAAUCGCUUGGGCAGCAAUACCAGUGGUCAUCCGCCGUUAAGAGAAUACCACUUGAUUUUCUGCAAGGCGACAGGUUUCAAGAAGCAGCAGAAAAUUAUAUUAGGCCUCUUGUAAUCAAGGGAGUUCCAUCAUUGUUCUCCGAUCUCUCUCCCUUGUACGAUCACCCUUGCAAGGUGGAUAUUCUGGAGCAACUUAUGCUCAAGUUGGAGCAUUCAAUAAGGACAACUAGCCAAUACCCUGGAAGGGCAGAAAAAGAACCCCCUUCAACACUUAUGUGGUCAUUAUUUCUGCUGGCUCAGCACUAUGACAGACGAGGCCAAUAUGACAUUGCUCUUUCUAAAAUUAACGAGGCUAUAGAACACACUCCCACUGUAAUUGAUCUGUACUCUGCCAAGAGUCGAAUACUGAAGCAUGCGGGUGACUUGGCAGCUGCUGCUGCAUUGGCAGAUGAAGCUAGGUGUAUGGAUCUUGCUGAUCGUUACAUAAAUAGUGACUGUGUUAAGCGUAUGCUGCAGGCUGAUCAGGUGGCUUUGGCAGAAAAAACUGCUGUAUUGUUCACAAAAGAUGGAGAUCAGCACAACAACCUUCAUGACAUGCAGUGCAUGUGGUAUGAACUUGCUUCUGGUGAAAGUUACUUCCGUCAGGGUGAUCUUGGACGGGCCCUGAAGAAGUUUUUAGCUGUUGAGAAGCACUAUGCCGAUAUUACUGAAGACCAAUUUGACUUCCAUUCUUAUUGCUUAAGGAAAAUGACUUUGCGUGCUUAUGUGGAAAUGCUUAGAUUUCAGGAUAGUUUGCAUUCACAUGCAUAUUUUCACAAAGCAGCAGCUGGGGCUAUCAGGUGCUAUCUAAAGCUGUAUGACUCUCCUCCAAAGUCAACAGCUGAAGAAGAUGAUGAUAUGUCAAAGUUGCUUCCUUCUCAGAAAAAGAAAAUGAGGCAAAAACAGAGAAAGGCAGAAGCACGUGCUAAGAAAGAGGCAGAAGAAAAACACGAAGAAUCAAGUGCUGCUGGUGCUUCUAAGUCUGGAAAGCGACACGUCAAACCUGUAGAUCCAGAUCCGCAUGGGGAAAAGUUGUUGAAGAUUGAAGAUCCGUUGCUGGAAGCUACAAAGUACUUAAAAUUGCUUCAGAAGAACUCGCCCGAUUCCUUGGAGACACACCUGCUUUCUUUUGAGUUAAAUAUGAGAAAGCAGAAGAUUUUGCUUGCCUUUCAGGCUGUAAAGCAGCUGCUGAGGUUGGAUGCCGAACACCCAGAUUCACAUCGCUGCUUGAUUAAAUUCUUCCAUAAAGCGAGGUCAAUGGCUACGCCUAUGACAGAUACUGAGAAACUUGUAUGGAGUGUCUUGGAAGCAGAGCGUCCAACGAUCAGUCAAUUGCAUGAGAAAUCUCUAACAGAGGGAAACGAGAUUUUCCUGGAAAGAUUUAAAGAUUCUUUGUUGCAUAGAGCUGCAGUUGCAGAAAUGUUUUAUGUUUUGGAACCUGACAGAAAAUUGGAGGCUAUCAGAUUAAUUGAAGAGUCAACCAACAACAUGGUGCCCAAAAAGGGGGCACUUGGACCGGUCAGGGGAUGGAAACUCAAAGACUGUAUCGAAGUCCACAAACUCCUAGGCACAGUACUUGAUGACAAUGAAGCCUCAUUGAGAUGGAAGGUGCGGUGUGCUGAGUGCUUCCCUUACUCUACAUACUUUGAGGGUAGCUGCAGCUCUGCCGUUCCAAAUUCAGCAUACAACCAGAUACGUAAAAGCUCUGAAAAUGGGAGUGCAAACCAUUUAGAAGGUGGUGAAACUGCAGAUUCUCUUGCAUCCAAUGGAAGACUAGAGGCAUUUAAGGACCUUACCAUCUGUCCAUGAUGUUGAAUGUGCAAGUCUGCCAAUGUAUUUGCGAGUUACCAUGUUUCAAUACUAAAUCACAGAACCAAGCUGAGACUGAGAAGUUGGGCGAUAGGAGAGAAGGUUGCAGCACAUUGAAAACUUGGAGUUUCUGUGCAGGUUAUGGUGAUCAGAAUAACUGUUUCUUUGAGAUAGAAUUUCUCUUUCACCAGUCAUACCUCCCCAAUUCUGAGAUGCAUUCUAUUUGCAAAUGUGUAUAAUUUUACUUUCAUUGUGUUUUAGGGUUUUUUUAUUUGCUUGCUCAUGAGGUUCUAGACAAAGGUGCUCCCGCGGUUUGAAUCAUUCUAUGAGGUCAUUUCUCAUCUUUUUGGGUACGGGGUAGAGCUGAAGAGUAUUCUUUUCCUUUUUCGAGUACCUUGUCCUACGUGCAUCAUGGUUGCCGGGCGGCCUUGUACUUUGCCCAUUUUAUUGGCUUAUUUACCAUGUAUAAACAUUAAAUUAUGUGAAAAUUUUGCUGUGGAAUUCGUAAAGGACGCGUUACUCAGUGAACAGCUUUAGUUUUAUGCUAUGUAUGGAGAUUAAUAAAACCAAUAUGUGUUGCUAUA